AUGGCUAGUGCUUUUGCGGCCGCGAGCCAGCGCGCCCUCGGGCGCCGCGCCUUCAGCUCCGAUGCGCUCCUGAAGACCAUGCUCUACGACCUGCACCUCGAGCGCGGCGGCAAGAUGGUGCCCUUCGCGGGCUACGAGCUGCCGGUGCAGUACGCGGGGAUCGGCGUCCUCAAGGAGCACAUGCACUGCCGGUCGCCGGGCAAGUCGUCGCUCUUCGACGUGUCCCACAUGGGCCAGAUCAAGUGGACGGGCGCGGACCGCGCCAAGUUCCUCGAGCGCGUCCGCCCGCGUCCCGCCUCGCGCGCCGCGACGGCCGUCGUCGGCGACGUCGCGGGCCUCGGCGACGGCGAGGGCCGCCUCACGCUGCUCACGAACGCCGAGGGCGGCAUCCUCGACGACUGCGUGCUCGCGAACGCCGGCGACUACGUCUACAUGGUCGUCAACGGCGCGUGCAAGGUCGGCGACAUGGCCCACCUCCAGGCCCUCCUCGACGCCUCGGGCAUGGACGUGCAGAUGCACUACCAGGGCGACGACGCGACGCUCGUGGCCCUCCAGGGCGCCGGCGCGCCGGGCGUGCUCCUGCCGCUGCUCCCCGACGGCUUCGACAUGACGCGCUUCGCGUUCAUGACGGGCGUCGACACGUCCGUGGGCGGCUACGCCUGCCGCGUGACGCGCUGCGGCUACACGGGCGAGGACGGCUUCGAGAUCGCCGUCGCGGACCCGGCGAACGGCGUCGCCGUCGCGGAGCUGCUCCUCGGCUCCGAGGGCUGCGAGCCCUGCGGCCUCGGCGCGCGCGACUCGCUGCGCCUCGAGGCGGGCCUCUGCCUCUACGGCCACGACCUCGACACGUCCGUGAACCCCAUCGAGGGCACGCUCCUCUGGACCAUCGGCCCCAAGGGCUCGCGCCGCCGCGUCGACCAGGGCACGCUCGGCAUGGAGCACUACCUCAACGCCAACGGCUCGCCGAAGAAGUUCGCGCGCAAGCGCGUCGGCUUCAUGGGCCACGCCAAGCCCGCGCGCGAGGGCACGGCCAUCUUCGACGCCGCGGGCGAGACGCAGGUCGGCGUCGUCACGUCCGGCACCGUGAGCCCGGUCCUCGGCAAGCCCAUCGCCAUGGGCUUCGUCGAGACGGCCCUCGCCAAGAAGGGCACGGACGUCACCUUCGACAUCCGCGGCAAGAAGAUCCCCUCCCAGGUCGCCCCGAUGCCCUUCGUCGAGCCCAACUACUACCGCGUGCCCGAGUAG
This is a messenger RNA of Aureococcus anophagefferens, 1245 nucleotides long. RefSeq lists its product as hypothetical. Gene Ontology annotation, biological process: glycine catabolic process. The transcript is spliced from 2 exons. Bases 1 to 1245 code for a protein of 414 amino acids. Gene Ontology annotation, cellular component: mitochondrion. Gene Ontology annotation, molecular function: protein binding; aminomethyltransferase activity. The record is from RefSeq and is a predicted model, not a curated record. Lineage: Eukaryota; Pelagophyceae; Pelagomonadales; Pelagomonadaceae.